GUUGUUCACUGCCAUGAUGAUAUUGAUGGUUUAACACCUAACACAGAGGCGUAAGUACAAUCUGCACAUGAGGAGGGGUCUUCAGGAAGAUGAAUUGUAAAAACUGCACUGAUUAUGUUUGACUAAGAUCAUAUCUUAUAUGUAUUAACAUUUUGCUUAAUUUUGGAAUCUGAAUGUAUAGUAUAUGUAUAGUUCUUCAUUCUUCAACGCGGAAGGUUAUAAGCAGAGGGCGCUGUGGUAUCCAAGAACUAACAAAGUAGAUAGAAUGCCACGGUUUAAGAUAGGGUUAGCCUAGAAUCAUUAUAUAUAUUGAUUCGGAUGGCUGUGAUUCGUGACUUUGAAAAUUAGGAUUACCUGGACAAAAUAAUACAGAUAUAAGAAGAAACUAUAUUUGGUUUGAAAAGUAAUUAAAACCUUUUAUUAUUUUACCCAAAGUUAUUUAGAAGCAAUAAAUAGACUGUGCCAUGUACAUUUUUCUAGUUCAUAAGAUGCACAAUAUGAAAUUCAGAGCAGUGCUUUAAAUCUGCUGUGAAGUUUGAGGAAAGAACUUUUAACAAAGAAUCUUAAGUCGAGCAGCAGUAAUGUGCGAAACAAUGGCCAGUGUUCCAGUGGAAGAGAAUUCCUACGUACUCACAGAGGACAUGUUUGAUGCUGCAAUGACUGAACAAUUCGCAUACCAGGAUGGCAUUGAAAGUGAAGAAGAUCUUAGUUCUCAAGAAGAAGCUAUGGACAUUCAUGAUGAUCCUGUGGUAGAAAAUACCAGCAAUACAAGUAAAACUAAGGUCCAUCAAAAUAUUUCAUCCAGUAGAGUUGUGAUGAAUCCUGGAACAUCAGAUUACAAUGACUCAGAAAUGAGUGUUUUGGUUAUUGAAACCGGUUUGGACAAGAGCAAAAGAGUGGAUGUUGAAUCUGUUACAACUAACACAACCUCAGAUGUGGCUGUAGAUAAAAAUGUGAAGAAAAUGAGUACGUCAGCAAACAGUGUAGUGGAUUGUGCCGAUAAAAACUUAAACUCUACGUCUGAUGCCACAGUAACUACAGUUCAAAACAAUGAUAAAGUGAUUGACAAGACUUUGCCAAUAUUAAAGAAGAUUUUAUCUGACAAACCAGCUGACAGCAAUACAAAUCUCAUAGAGUCGAUUGAUCUAUGUGACAGUGAGAAUGAUAAGUUUUCAGAUGAUGAUAUGUCAGAAGUUGAACUUACAGAUGAUGAGCUAAAGUCUGUGAUCAAGAAUAAUUUGAUGGCUGAAGUAGGAUUUACUUUAAACAAACAGAAAGAAUCGGAUUCUAAUAUUGAAAAACCUACACAAGUCUGUUCACCAAAAAUAGCAGUGAAAAGCAUUGCACAGAUCUCAACAGAUGCGUUCAACAACUUUUCUAACCACAAUGAAAACAGUCAAAUUAUUAAUAAAGAAUGUGUACCUCCGGUCCAAAAAAUCAACAGUGAAACAAAUAACAAAACAAGUGUCACUGCAAACAACACAGUUUCUGAGAUUUCUAUCAGAGAUAAAGAUCAAGUUCCGACAACAAUACAAAUAAGCAAAAUCGCUGUACCACAUCAUACAUUUGUCAACAGUAAAGGUCAGAAGAUGAAUUGUGUUUAUGUCAGGAAUCAGACAGCACUUCCAGUCGUCAUUAACAGCAAUCAGCCCAAAAACAAAAAUGUGAGAUUUAUGUUGACUUCUCAAGUAAAAAAUGGACCUGUACAGCUUGCAUCAUUAGCAGCUUUGACUAAUGUGACCAAACUGAAUGUGCAAAACAAACCAGUUCUGUCUAAACCCACCAGGGUUCUAUCCAUCGCACCUAAACUUGAGAAGCCUCCAAUUUUACAGAGUAAUCCAUCAAGGGCUAUCCAUCAGUACACUCAAGUACAAUGCUUGGACUCUAUAGUCAAAGGGUUAUUGUUCAAGAAAUUAAAGAAGCCAUAUGUUCCCCUAGAUACAUCGACAGGAGUCACUUACAACUGCCUGGAAUGUUGCGACAAAUUUUCAUUGCAAUCGAGUUUAACUCAUCAUCUGGCUCGACGCAGUGUCAGUAUUCGCUACUGGUGUCGCAUCUGCAAAACUGAGCUUGAAUUUUACAACAGAUGUGUCUUAUUGAAACAUUUACGACGCCAUAAUACUUCAUUAAAACAUAUUGACACCACCUGCAUUACAUUCAACCCUAUUGCAAAAGAGAUGGUCGAUAGUGGGUUAGCUUCUACUUCAUUUGAAGAAUUUACAAAUGACCAACCAAAUAACUCAUAUAUUCUUCAAAGAAACAGUAAAAAUGGGCAACUACAGGAAAUUGUAUCAAACACCCUUGGUGUUGAUAAUUUUCUGAAUGAAAACCAAAUGGUGUCUACUGUCAGUAAUCUGAGUUCUACCAGUAAAAAAGUAACUGCUUUGGCUGGACAGUCGAAAAGUGUCUGUAUACAGACUCCAUCUUCAAUAAUACUUAACAGACCCAUCAGUGCUCUUGCCCCUAUAUCACAAGCAACAAAACCUAUGUUCACAACAUUAGUUCCCAAAACACCAAAACUAUCAGUCAUGCAAAAUCUCAAGAGACCCACUAUGGACCAAUCUCCUUUUUUGAAUAAAUCAGGGCCUAAAAGUGUGAUUUUACUCUGUAAUAAAUUGCCAAAAACAGCACAUCCCAAGCAGUACAGCAACAAGCACAUAAAUUCCAUUUCACCAAAUGUGGGAGAACCAGAAUUUAGAAAGCUUGAAAUUAGUUUAAAUGAUAACAAAAAUAACAGUGUGAUAAACAAUAAUGAAGAAGAAGAAGAAGAUAUUGACAUUGAAAGCGUAACUAUUGAAAAUGAUAUGAGCAAUACUGAAAAUAGUAUUAUUGAAAAAAUCGGAAAUGAGAAAAGCUCAAUAAACAAGACUAAAGAUAAAAAGAUUUUGCCUGGCUCUCAAAAAGUUAAACGUAAUUGCUCCGAAUGUGGUGUAGCAUGUCUGAACAUUAGCAAACAUUUGAAUGGUAACAAUCGCCCACUAAACCCUGAUUUGGCUUGCAAAGUUUGCCAUCUGAUUUUGGCAACAAAAUGUGCCCUGAAGAUACAUCUGCGCAUUCACAUGAAAAUGGAACCGUACAAAUGCCCAGACUGUGGGAAAGAUUUUGAUUCUUGGGAAGAAGUACAUGCACACUUGAAAUUUUCUUGUGGUCACCUGGCAAAAUGUGUACGCUACUUGUGUGUUUCUUGCAAAGCACACUUUCCUUCAGUCGGUGUCUUAGGUCAUCACAUCUCAUCCAUCCAUUCUCGUUGUAUUUUUAAAUGCAAAUUAUGCCCCGUAGCCUUUUUCAACAGUCCAUCUUUGGAUAAACACAUACAAACCAGUCAUCCAGAUGAAAUGGACCUUCGAAUGGAUUACAGGCAGUGUUCGAUGUGCCCAAAAAAGCUUGUUCCUAUGGAUAAGUUUGUCGAACACGUGCAAGAACAUACUAAGAACAAUAAUGUUUUGAUUUAUGGCUAUAAGUGUCCUUUGUGUUCUGUUGUAUUUGCAAAUAAAAUGGCUUUCAUUAUUCAUCAGCUCAAGGAGAAGAAGGAUAAAGAGCAAAAGGAAGGAAAGAAACCACGGUCAGUUAAAUCUAUGCCAACCAAAAAUGUGUCAGAUUCAAAUUCAGAACUUGAAGAUGAACCUGAAAUAAUCAGAAAAUAUCCUGAAAUAAAUUUUAAUGGGUCAGCAGCUGAGAAAGAUCCUCUAAGCCUAGAAGAUUGGGAAUGUUCUCAAGAAUUCACGGUUAAGGAGAAGAGAGAGGAGCUGUGCAUUGUUUGUAAGAAGAAUUCUGUUGUCUUGCUUCCUAAUAUUGAUCUCAAUGAUCAAUCACUUUGCUGCAAACAAUGUGUUAAACCCCUUGACAUUGACUCUGCUGUAAACAGUAAUCAUUUACAAUUAAAUAACAGAAAUGUAACCAAAACAUAUGUCAGUAAUUCACAAAAAAAUCAUAUUUUCAAUCCAAUAAAAAGAAAAAGAAGUGCACAGAAAACAAUCAAAAGAUCUGCCAGCUGUGAUGAAGUGAAAAUGUCCCACAAAAAGGCAAGAACAAGUGUUGAUAACAUAUCAAAAGAUUAUUCACCUGAGAGUGAAAGUUCUAUGGAAUUGUUCUCAGAUACCGCACCAGUUAGGAAGAAAAGCAGGAAGAAAACCAACAAAGAAAAGUUUGGCGCAGCUGGUCAGACUCAUAUACAAGGUCAGGUAAUUACUUCAAAGUCGCCAAAUGAGUUGGUCUGUUCAAAAUGUGAGUUUGUUGCUGACACUAGAGAAACAUUCCUUAAACAUAUUACUACACAUAGAACAGACCCCAAUACGUUUCAGUGUUUUGAAUGUGGUCUUUGUUUUGUGGUUUUGCCUUCUUUGGAAAGGCACCUACAAAUGCAUCAUGGUAUAAAAGACGUUGACAGUUACACCCGUAAGAACAGCUCAAGUCUACCACAGAAGGUUGUGUCUUUGGAAGAGGAUGUAGAUGAUAAUCAGUGUCGAGUUUGCAAUGAAAUUUUUGAUUCUGGAUCUUCAUUAGAAAAACAUUUCAGAACUCAUGGAAUGGCAUUUAUGAACAGUUUGAGCAAGUCACCUUAAGCAGCUUGUGGACUUUCAUUUAAAGCCUAAUUUACGUUUAUUUCAUUUUGCAAUCAGGCCUAUAUUUUAAAAAAAUGUAAGGAUUAAAGUUUAAAAAUAAAAUUUCAUAUUGUAUAUAAUUCUAUAAGUUAAGGCCACUCCAUUUGAAUAGUGUAUUACUACCAUUUACCAAUUUUUCUUUAUUUUGUUGUAAAAAUUAGCAUUAUAAGUUUACUUGUAAAAUAUAUUGUUAUAGUGUUUUAUUUUUAAA
Homalodisca vitripennis (glassy-winged sharpshooter) is the source of this 4812-nucleotide messenger RNA. RefSeq names its product zinc finger protein 532-like. The coding region runs from base 582 to 4562 and encodes 1326 amino acids. NCBI's taxonomy places the organism in Eukaryota, Metazoa, Arthropoda, Insecta, Hemiptera, Cicadellidae. The transcript is spliced from 6 exons. The record is from RefSeq and is a predicted model, not a curated record.